AUGGCGCACAGCUGUCGGUGGCGCUUCCCCGCCCGGCCCGGGACCACCGGGGGCGGCGGCGGCGGGGGGCGCCGGGGCCUGGGGGGCGCCCCGCGCCAGCGCGUGCCGGCCCUGCUGCUCCCGCCCGGGCCCGCGGGCGGCGGCGCGGCCGGGGCGCCCCCCUCCCCCGCGGCCGCGGCGGCGGGAAGCGGCGGGGCCGCGGCUGCGGUGGGAGCGGCCGCCGCCUCGGCAGCCCCCGCGGCGCCCGCCGCGUCCUCGGCGCCGUCCGCGCCCGCGGCCCCCGCCGGGCCGGCGCUGCUCCGGGUGGGCCCCGGCUUCGACGCGGCGCUGCAGGUCUCGGCCGCCAUCGGCACCAACCUGCGCCGGUUCCGGGCGGUGUUUGGGGAGAGCGGCGGGGGAGGCGGCAGCGGAGAGGAUGAGCAGUUCUUAGGUUUUGGCUCAGAUGAAGAAGUCAGAGUACGAAGUCCCACCAGGUCUCCUUCAGCCAAGAGCAGUCCUCGCAAGCCCCGCGGGAGGCCUCGCAGCGGCUUUGACCGGAGCCCCGCCCUCCUCGCCGACCCGCCCGCCUUCCCCCCUCUCGGCAAGCCAGAGACCAAGCCCGCAGAUAAGAUCAGGAAGAAAGACUCUAAAAGUUUAGAAAAGAAGAGAGGAAGACCUCCCACCUUCCCUGGAGUGAAAAUCAAAAUAACGCACGGCAAGGACGUUUCCGAGUUACCAAAGGGAAGCAAAGAAGACAGCCUGAAAAAGAUCAAACGGACCCCGUCCGCCACGUUCCAGCAAGCCACCAAGAUUAAAAAGCUGCGAGCAGGCAAGCUCUCCCCCCUCAAGUCCAAGUUCAAGGCGGGGAAGCUGCAGAUCGGAAGGAAGGGGGUGCAGAUUGUCCGGCGGCGCGGCCGGCCGCCCUCCACCGAGAGAGUCAAGGCGCCGGCGGGCCUCCUGCUCGGCUCGCCCCCGGACAAGCCCCCGAAGGCCCGCAGGGACGCGGACGGGGCGCCGGCCGCCGCCAAGGACGACAAGACGGUGAGGCAGAGCCCUCGGCGGGUGAAGCCCGUGCGGAUCAUCCCGUCCUCCAAAAGGACGGACGCCGCCAUCGCCAAGCAGCUGCUGCAGCGCGCCAAGAAGGGGGCGCAGAAGAAGAUCGAGAAGGAGGCGGCCCAGCUGCAGGGCCGCAAGGCGAAGACGCAGGUCAAGAACAUCCGGCAGUUCAUCAUGCCCGUGGUCAGCGCCAUCUCCUCGCGCAUCAUCAAGACGCCCCGCCGCUUCAUCGAGGACGAGGACUACGACCCGCCCAUCAAGAUCGCGCGCCUGGAGCCCGCGCCCGGCGGCCGCUUCGGCGCCGCGUCCUGCGGCUCCUCCGACAAGUCGAGCGCCGCCUCGCAGCACUCCUCGCAGCUGUCCUCCGACUCGUCGCGCUCCAGCAGCCCCAGCGUGGACACCUCCAGCGACUCGCAGGCCUCGGAGGAGAUGCCGGGGCUCCCCGAGGAGCAGGGCCACACCCCCGAGGCGCACGCGCCGCUGCCCGCCGCCCAGGCCCCGGAGAGCGACCGGAACGACCGGCGGGGCCGGCGCUACUCGGCGUCGGAGCGGAGCUUCGGGGCCAGGGCGGCCAAGAAGCUGUCGGCGCUGCCGAGCGCGCCGCCGCCGCCGCCGCCCGCGGCCCCCGCCUCGCCGCCGCCGCCGCUGCUGUCGCCGCCGCCGCCCCUGCAGCCGGCCGCCGGCCUGGCGGACGCCACGCCCUGGCUGCUGCCGCCCACCAUCCCGCUGGCGUCGCCCUUCCUGCCCGCGCCCGCCGCGCCGCUGCAGGGCAAGCGCAAGUCCAUCCUGCGCGAGCCCACCUUCCGCUGGACGUCGCUGAAGCACUCGCGCGCCGAGCCGCCCUUCUUCUCCUCCGCCAAGUACGCCAAGGAGGGCCUCAUCCGCAAGCCCGUCUUCGACAACUUCCGGCCGCCGCCGCUCACGCCCGAGGACGUGGGCUUCGCCGCGGGCUUCUCGGCGCCCGGCGCCGCGCGGCUCUUCGCGCCGCUGCACGCGGGGCCGCGGUUCGACGUGCACAAGCGGAGCCCGCUGCUGCGCGCGCCGCGCUUCACGCCCAGCGAGGCGCACUCCCGCAUCUUCGAGUCCGUCACGCUGCCCGGCGGCCGCGCCCCCGCCGCGCCCAGCCGCAAGCGCAAGCGCCGCGUGUUCAGCCCGCUGCGCGCUGAGCCGCGCUCGCCGUCGCAUUCCAUGCGCACGCGCAGCGGCCGCCUCAGCGCCGCCGAGCUGUCGCCGCUCACGCCACCGCCCGGGGCCGCCUCGCUGAGCCUCGCCGCCAGCCCCCACGCCGCCAGUGCCUUAAGCCCCGCCUUCACCUUCCCCGCGCACCCGCUGGCGCCGGGGGAGGCCGCCGAGAAGGCCCCGCGGCCCCGGAGGCCCGGCGCCCCCGCCGAGCCCUUCGCGGCGGGCGGCCCCGCGCCGCUCUUCCCCUGGUUCACGCCCGGCGCCCAGGCCGACCGGGGCCGCGCCCGCGACCGCGCCCCCGAGGAGCCGGCCCGCGACCGCGACCGCGACGGCGCCGACAAGCCCGCGGAGAAGGACAAGGGCCGAGAGCGCGACCGCGAGCGGGAGAAGGAGAACAAGAGGGAGUCCCGCAAAGAGAAGCGCAGAAAGGGGUCCGAGAUCCAAGCCGCUGCCCUGUUCCCCGCGGGCAGGGCGGUCAAGGACAAGGCUGGCGGGGAAGAGGCGGCCGCGUCGUCGUCGUCCGCCAAGAAGGUCACGGGGCGCAAGAAGUCUUCGUCCCUCGAUCCUGGGCCCGAGGUUGCUGCCGUGACCCUGGGGGACUCGGCCGCUGUCAAAACCAAAAUCCUGAUCAAGAAAGGGCGAGGGAGCCUGGACAAGGCCGGCCUGGACCUCGGCGCCGCCGCCGCCCCGCCGCCCGAGAAGGAGAAGGCCCUGUGCCUGCCCGCGCCCGGCCUCAAGCACGCCGCGCCCUCCAUCGGCUCCAUGCUGGCGCAGGCGGACAAGCUCCCCAUGACCGACAAGAGGGUCGCCAGCCUCCUCAAGAAGGCCAAGGCCCAGCUCUGCAAGAUCGAGAAGAGUAAGAGUCUUAAGCAAACCGACCAGCCCAAAGCACAGGGUCAAGAAAGUGACUCAUCAGAGACCUCUGUGCGAGGACCCCGGAUUAAACACGUCUGCAGAAGAGCUGCCGUGGCCCUUGGCCGAAAACGCGCUGUGUUUCCUGACGACAUGCCCACCCUGAGUGCCUUACCGUGGGAAGAACGAGAGAAGAUUUUGUCUUCCAUGGGGAAUGAUGACAAGUCCUCCAUUGCCGGCUCAGAAGAUGCUGAGCCUCUUGCUCCGCCCAUCAAGCCGAUCAAACCCGUCACCAGGAACAAGGCACCCCAGGAGCCCCCCGUGAAGAAGGGCCGGCGCUCCAGGCGGUGUGGGCAGUGCCCUGGCUGCCAGGUGCCCGAGGACUGUGGUGUCUGCACUAACUGCCUGGAUAAGCCCAAGUUCGGAGGCCGCAACAUAAAGAAGCAGUGCUGCAAGAUGAGAAAAUGUCAGAAUCUACAGUGGAUGCCUUCGAAAGCCUAUCUUCAGAAGCAAGCAAAAGCUGUGAAAAAGAAAGAGAAGAAGUCCAAGAGCAGUGAAAAGAAAGAGAGUAAAGAGAACAGUGUUGUGAAGAGCGUAGUGGACGCCAAUCAGAAGCCCCUCCCGUCGGCACGUGAGGACCCCGUCCCCAAGAAAAGCAGCAGUGAGCCUCCCCCUCGGAAGCACACAGAAGAGAAGAGCGAAGAGGGGCCCGCCUCUGCUCCGGCGCCCGAACCCAAACAGGCUCCCACGCCAGCCUCCAGGAAGUCCAGCAAGCAGGCCUCCCAGCCAGCGCCCGCGCCCCCCCCUCAGCCACCCAGCACGGCACCCCCCAGGAAAGACGCCCCCAAGGCAGCUCCCAGCGAGCCCAAGAAGAAGCAGCCCCCGCCGCCGGACCCAGGUCCAGAGCAAAGCAAGCAGAAAAAGGUGGCUCCUCGCCCAAGUAUUCCUGUAAAACAAAAACCAAAAGAAAAGGAAAAACCACCUCCCGUCAGUAAGCAGGAGAACGCAGGCACUCUGAACAUCCUCAGCACUCUCUCCAACGGCAGCAGCUCCAAGCAGAAGGUCCCCGCAGAUGGCGUCCACAGGAUCAGAGUGGACUUUAAGGAGGAUUGUGAAGCCGAGAACGUGUGGGAGAUGGGCGGCUUGGGCAUCCUGACCUCCCUCCCCAUCACGCCCAGGGUGGUGUGCUUCCUCUGUGCCAGCAGUGGGCACGUGGAGUUUGUGUAUUGCCAAGUCUGCUGUGAGCCCUUCCACAGGUUCUGUUUAGAGGAGAACGAGCGCCCCCUGGAGGACCAGCUGGAAAACUGGUGUUGCCGUCGCUGCAAGUUCUGUCACGUUUGUGGAAGGCAGCACCAAGCCACAAAGCAGCUGCUGGAAUGUAAUAAGUGCCGAAACAGCUAUCACCCUGAGUGCCUAGGACCUAACUACCCCACCAAACCUACCAAGAAAAAGAAAGUGUGGAUCUGCACCAAGUGUGUGCGCUGCAAGAGCUGCGGAUCCACCACCCCAGGCAAAGGCUGGGACGCGCAGUGGUCCCACGACUUCUCACUGUGCCACGACUGUGCCAAACUCUUUGCUAAAGGAAACUUCUGCCCUCUCUGUGAUAAGUGUUAUGACGAUGACGACUAUGAGAGUAAGAUGAUGCAGUGUGGGAAAUGUGAUCGCUGGGUCCAUUCCAAAUGUGAGAAUCUUUCAGAUGAGAUGUAUGAGAUCCUGUCGAAUCUGCCGGAAAGUGUGGCCUACACGUGUGUGAACUGCACCGUGCGGCACCCUGCAGAGUGGCGGCUGGCCCUGGCCACGGCGCUGCAGGCCUCCCUCAAGCAGGUGCUGACGGCCUUGCUGAACUCUCGGACCACCAGCCACUUGCUACGCUACCGACAGGCUGCCAAGCCCCCAGACUUAAACCCCGAGACGGAGGAGAGCAUACCUUCCCGCAGCUCCCCGGAGGGCCCGGACCCGCCGGUGCUCACCGAGGUCAGCAAGCAGGAGGAGCCGCAGCCUGUGGAUCUGGAAGGGGUCAAGAAGAAGAUGGACCAAGGGAACUACACGUCUGUGUUGGAGUUCAGUGAUGACAUCGUGAAGAUCAUCCAGGCGGCCAUUAAUGCAGAUGGAGGGCAGCCGGAGCUUAAGAAAGCCAACAGCAUGGUCAAGUCCUUCUUCAUUCGGCAAAUGGAACGUGUUUUUCCAUGGUUCAGUGUCAAAAAGUCCAGAUUUUGGGAACCAAAUAAAGUAUCAAGCAACAGCGGGAUGCUACCCAAUGCAGUGCUUCCGCCUUCACUUGACCAUAACUAUGCUCAGUGGCAGGAGCGAGAGGACAGCGGCCGCACUGAGCAGCCUCCGCUAAUGAAGAAGAUCAUUCCGGCUCCCAGACCCAAAGGGCCCGGAGAGCCAGACUCGCCCACGCCCUCGCACCCCCCCACGCCGCCCGCUCUGAGUACUGAUAGGAGUCGAGAAGAUAGUCCAGAACUGAACCCACCCCCGGGCAUAGAAGACAACAGACAGUGCGCGUUAUGUCUGACUUACGGCGAUGACGGUGCCAAUGAUGCCGGCCGCUUGCUAUACAUUGGCCAGAAUGAGUGGACGCAUGUGAACUGUGCUCUGUGGUCGGCAGAAGUGUUUGAGGACGAUGACGGGUCCCUGAAGAAUGUGCACAUGGCUGUGAUCCGGGGCAAGCAGCUGCGAUGCGAGUUCUGUCAGAAGCCGGGUGCCACCGUAGGCUGCUGUCUCACCUCCUGCACCAGCAACUACCACUUCAUGUGCUCGCGGGCCACGCACUGCGUGUUCCUGGACGACAAGAAGGUGUACUGCCAGCGGCACCGGGACCUGAUCAAGGGCGAGGUGGUUCCUGAGAAUGGAUUUGAAGUCUUCAGAAGAGUGUUUGUGGACUUUGAAGGAAUCAGCUUGAGGAGGAAGUUCCUUAAUGGCUUGGAACCAGAAAAUAUUCACAUGAUGAUUGGCUCCAUGACAAUCGAUUGCUUGGGAAUUCUCAACGAUCUGUCUGACUGUGAGGACAAGCUGUUUCCAGUUGGAUACCAGUGCUCCCGGGUGUACUGGAGCACCACGGACGCCCGCAAGCGCUGCGUGUACACCUGCAAGAUCGUGGCGUGCCGCCCGCCCGCCGCGGAGCCGGACGUCAACAGCACCGUGGAGCACGAUGAGAACAGGACCAUCGCCCACAGCCCCACGUCUUUUGCAGAAAUGUCAUCUAAAGAAAGUCAAGACGCAGCCGAACUUGUAAGUCCUUCAUCACCAGACCGACAUCCUCAUACGCAGACCUCUGGGUCCUGUUUUUAUCAUGUCAUCUCAAAGGUUCCUAGGAUUCGAACACCCAGUUAUUCUCCAACACAGAGGUCCCCUGGCUGUCGGCCACUGCCUUCUGCAGGAAGUCCUACGCCCACCACUCACGAAAUCGUCACGGUGGGUGACCCUCUGCUGUCCUCGGGGCUCCGAAGCAUCGGCUCCAGGCGGCACAGCGCGCCGUCCUCGGCACCCCAGGCGUCGAGGCUCCGCAUGACGUCCCCAGUGAGAGCGGGGAGCACUCACUCCAAGAACAGCGGCCCCUCCGCCUCCGCCCCGGGGACCGCUGCGGACCUGGAGGCCAGUGCCAAAGCAGCCGAUCGUGUCCUGGGGCCGCUGACGGCAAAUACUAACUUACGGCAAAACGCUCCCACCGCUCCCGGCUCGCAGAGGACAGUGGUGACGAUCGCCACCAAAGCCAGCCACGGGGAUGGCUCUGCCACUUCAGAAACGAAGCACCCCAGCGCGUCAGACCUGGCUGCCAGCUCCUCUCUGAAAGGAGAAAAGGCCAAGCUGCUGAGCUCCAAGGGCUCCGAGGGUGCUGCUCACAGCACGGCCCACCCCGGGCUCCCCAGGCCGGCCCCGCAGCGUCACGGUCACAGUCUGCCGUCGGGCGAACCGAGCGUCAGUAAGAUGGGCACGUUUGCGGAAUUCUCCGCGGUGCCCUUCUCCUCCAGAGAGGCCCUCCCGCUCCCGCCGCUGCACCUGAGGGGGCAGAGGAACGACUGGGACCCACAGCCAGACCCCUCCCCGGCGGGGAGCGCCCCCGCAGAGGGUGCUGCGGAAGUCAGAGCCUUGAAGCUGUCGGGAGUGGGAAGCAGGUCGUCUCUCCUCGGCGAGCACGUGGGCUCCAGAGACAGGAGGCCGAAGGGGAAGAAGUCUAGUAAGGAAACUUCCAGAGAAAAGCGCUCCAGUAAGUCCUUCUUGGAGCCUGGCCAGGUUGCCGCUGCGGAGGAAGGAAGCCUGACGGCGGAGUUUGUGGAUGAGGUUUUGCCUCCGGAGUUUCCGGGGCCACGGCCGUGUAACAGUGUGUCUUCUGAUAAGAUUGGGGACAGGGUCCUUGCUUCUCCUGGUGUCCCCAAAGCUCCGUCCGUGCAAGGAGAAGGCCCUGCCACGGAAUUACAGACACCCCGAAAACGCACGGUCAAAGUGACACUGACACCCCUGAAGAUGGAAGGUGAGAGUCAGUCCAGAAACGCCCUGAAGGAACACAGUCCUGCUUCCUCGUUGCAGACAGAGUCCGCCUCCCCCUCGGAGCCUGUCUCCACCUCCGAAAGCCCGGGAGCCGGGCCCGUGGCCCAGCCGGGCCCUGGCAGCACCGCCUCCCAGGAGCCUCCAGGCAACAGCUACCAGCCUCUCCCCGUGCAGGACCGGAACCUCCUGCUGCCCGACGGGCCCAAGCCCCAGGAGGACGGGUCCUUCAAGAGGAGGUACCCCCGGCGCAGCGCACGGGCCCGCUCCAACAUGUUCUUCGGGCUCACCCCCCUCUACGGGGUCCGGUCCUACGGGGAAGAGGACCUUCCGUUCUACAGCAGCUCCACGGGGAAGAAACGGGGCAAGAGGUCAGCGGAGGGGCAGGUGGAUGGGGCUGACGACCUGAGCACCUCCGAUGAGGACGACCUGUACUACUACAACUUCACCCGCACGGUGAUCGCGGCGGGCGCCGAGGAGCGGCUGGCGGCCCACGGCCUGUUCCGGGAGGAGGAGCAGUGUGACCUCCCGAGAAUCUCACAGCUGGACGGCGUUGACGACGGGACAGAGAGCGACACCAGUGUCACGGCCACCACGAGGAAGACCAGCCAGAUUCCAAAAAGAAAUGGGAAAGAGAACGGGACGGAGAGCCUCAAGCUGGACCGGCCUGAAGACGGGGAGAAGGAGCAUGUCAUCAAGAGUUCUGGGGGCCACAAGAGCGAGUCCAAGGCGGAGAACUGCCACCCUGUGAGCCGAGGGAAGGGCCAGGGGCAGGACUCUCUGGAGGCUCAACUCAGCUCCUUGGAGUCCAGCCGCAGGGUCCACACAAGCGCUCCCUCGGACAAGGCCUUGCUGGACACCUACAACCCUGAGCUGCUAAAGUCGGAUUCCGACAACAACAACAGUGAUGACUGCGGGAACAUCCUGCCCUCAGACAUCAUGGACUUCGUCCUGAAGAACACGCCCUCCAUGCAGGCCUUGGGGGAGAGCCCCGAGUCCUCAUCCUCGGAGCUUCUGAACCUGGGUGAGGGCCUGGGCCUCGACAGCAACCGCGAGAAGGACAUGGGUCUGUUUGAAGUGUUUUCCCAGCAGCUGCCGACCGCAGAGCCUGUGGACAGCAGUGUCUCUUCGUCCAUCUCCGCCGAGGAGCAGUUCGAGCUGCCGCUGGAGCUGCCGUCUGACCUCUCAGUGCUGACCACGCGGAGCCCCACGGUCCCCGGCCCGAACCCCGGCCGGCUGGCCGUCAUCGCAGACGCAUCAGAGAAGAGGGUCGCCAUCCCGGAGAAGCCCGUGGCCGCCUCCGAGGAUGACCCAGCGCUGCUGAGCCCGGGAGUCGACCCCGCACCCGAAGGCCACAUGACCCCAGACCGCUUUAUCCAGGGACACAUGGACGCCGACCUCGCCAGCCCCCCGUGCGCAGUGGAGCAGAGCCGUGGCAGCAGCCAGGAUUUAACCAGGAGCAGCAGCACCCCCAGCCUCCAGGUACCGGCUUCCCCUACCGUGCCCGUCCAGAACCAGAAAUACGGGCCCAGCUCUGCCGAGAGCCCCGGCCCGUCUCAGAUCUCUAAUGCGGCCGUGCAGACCACGCCUCCCCACCUGAAGCCACCCACCGAGAAGCUCAUUGUUGUUAACCAGAACAUGCAGCCACUUUACGUGCUCCAGACGCUGCCGAACGGCGUGACCCAGAAAAUCCAAUUGACCUCUUCCGUUAGCUCUGCACCCGGUGUGAUGGAGGCAAACACUUCCGUGCUGGGGCCCAUGGGCAGUGGCCUCGCGCUGACCGCGGGGCUAAACCCAGGCCUGCAGACGCCUCAGCCUCUGUUCCCUCCUGCUGGCAAAGGCUUGCUGCCCGUGCCUCACCACCAGCACUUACACCCCUUCCCCACAGCUGCUCAGGGCAGUUUCCCGCCCACCAUCAGCAGCUCUCCUCCCGGCCUGCUCAUUGGGGUGCAGCCUUCUCCAGAUCCCCAACUUCUGGUGUCCGAAGCCAGCCAGAGGACAGACCUCAGCACCACGGUAGUCACUCCGUCCUCUGGACUCAAGAAAAGACCCAUAUCUCGCCUGCAGACCCGAAAGAAUAAGAAGCUUGCUCCCUCUAGCACCCCUUCCAGCAUUGCCCCCUCCGAUGUGGUUUCUAACAUGACACUGAUUAACUUCACACCCUCCCAGCUUCCAAAUCACCCCAACCUGUUAGAUUUGGGGUCACUUAACACGUCAUCUCACCGGACUGUCCCCAACAUCAUAAAAAGGUCUAAGUCCGGCGUCAUGUAUUUUGAACAGGCACCCCUGUUACCGCAGACGGUGGGCGGACCUGCCACGGCGACGGGCACAUCCACUGGGAGCCAGGACACUGGCCAUCUCGCUUCGGGGCCCAUGGCCGGCUUGGCAUCCGGUUCCUCGGUCUUGAAUGUCGUAUCCAUGCAAACGACAACAGCACCUACGAGUAGUGCGUCGGUUCCAGGACACGUCACAUUGACCAGCCCGCGGCUGCUGGGUGCCUCGGACACGGGCCCCAUAAGCAGCCUGUUAAUUAAAGCCAGCCAGCAGGGCCUGGGGGUCCAGGACACGCCCGGGGCUCUGCCGCCCAGUUCGGGAAUGUUUCCCCAGCUGGGAUCGCUGCAGACCCCCUCUACCUCGGCAAUGACGGCUGCAUCCGGCGUCUGCGUCCUCCCCGCAACGCAGACGGGGGGCCUAGCGGCCGCCUCCCCCUCCAAGGACACAGAAGAUCACUAUCAGCGUCAGCAUGUGAGCCAGCUCCUAGCCAGCAAAGCGGGAGUCCUCCCUUCCCAGCGGGACGCCGACGCUGCUCCAGACGCCCAGGGGCCCAGCUUCGCGCAGGCAGCGGAUGCUCCCGGCAGCCGGGGGCUGGAGCCGAAGAAGUCGGCUGUCUCCACCGGACAGGCCCGCACCGCCUCCCCUGCGGGCUCCCCCUCCUCCAGAGCCCAGUCCUCAAGCCCCUCCGUGUCCGGUCCCGCUCAGCCCAAACCAAAAAGCAAGCGUCUCCAGCUGCCUUCGGACAAAGGCAAUGGCAAGAAGCACAAGGCCUCCCACCUGCGGACCAGCUCCUCAGAAGCACACAUUCCGGACCAGGAGGCCCACACGUCCUCCCUGACCUCGUCCACAGGGGCCCCCGCCGCAGAGGCCGAGCAGCAGGACACAGCAGAUGGGGAGCCGGCGGCCCCGGAGUGUGGGCAACCCCCGGGGCAAAUGGCUGUUCUUCCUGAGGUUCAGACAACACAAAAUCCAGCAAAUGAACAAGAAAGUACAGACCCGAAGGCGGCGGAGGAGGAAGAUGGAGGCUUCAGCUCGCCGCUCAUGCUCUGGCUGCAGCAGGAACAGAAGCGCAAAGAAAGCAUCACUGAGAAAAAGCCCAAGAAAGGCCUGGUGUUUGAAAUCUCCAGUGACGACGGCUUCCAGAUCUGCGCCGAGAGCAUUGAAGAUGCCUGGAAGUCGCUGACGGAUAAAGUCCAGGAAGCACGAUCCAAUGCCCGGCUAAAGCAGCUCUCGUUUGCAGGUGUGAGCGGCUUGCGGAUGCUGGGCAUCCUCCACGACGCGGUCGUGUUCCUGACCGAGCAGCUGUCGGGCGCCAAGCACUGCAGGAAUUACAAGUUCCGCUUCCACAAGCCGGAGGAGGCCAACGAACCGCCCCUGAACCCGCACGGCUCAGCCCGGGCCGAGGUGCACCUGAGGAAGUCGGCGUUUGACAUGUUUAACUUCCUGGCUUCCAAGCACCGGCAGCCGCCUGAGUACAACCCCCACGACGAGGAGGAGGAGGAGGUGCAGCUCAAGUCGGCCCGGAGGGCGACCAGCAUGGACCUGCCCAUGCCCAUGCGCUUCCGGCACUUGAAGAGGACGUCUAAGGAGGCUGUUGGCGUCUACAGGUCUCCCAUCCACGGCCGGGGUCUCUUUUGUAAGAGAAACAUUGAUGCGGGUGAGAUGGUGAUCGAGUACGCUGGCAAUGUCAUCCGCUCCAUCCAGACUGACAAGAGAGAGAAGUACUAUGACAGCAAGGGCAUCGGCUGCUACAUGUUCCGCAUCGACGACUCGGAGGUGGUGGACGCCACCAUGCACGGCAACGCGGCGCGCUUCAUCAACCACUCGUGCGAGCCCAACUGCUACUCGCGCGUCAUCAACAUCGACGGGCAGAAGCACAUCGUCAUCUUCGCGAUGCGCAAGAUCUACCGCGGGGAGGAGCUCACCUACGACUACAAGUUCCCCAUCGAGGACGCCAGCAACAAGCUGCCCUGCAACUGUGGCGCCAAGAAAUGCCGCAAGUUCCUCAACUGA
Molecule: messenger RNA, 11844 nt
Organism: Pipistrellus nathusii (Nathusius's pipistrelle)
Lineage: Eukaryota; Metazoa; Chordata; Mammalia; Chiroptera; Vespertilionidae
Source: the annotation of a GenBank genome assembly